Oxyura jamaicensis (ruddy duck) is the source of this 4388-nucleotide messenger RNA. RefSeq names its product anillin actin binding protein (gene ANLN). The transcript has 24 exons. Gene Ontology annotation, biological process: mitotic cytokinesis; septin ring organization; actomyosin contractile ring assembly. The record is from RefSeq and is a predicted model, not a curated record. Gene Ontology annotation, cellular component: actomyosin contractile ring. Bases 97 to 3390 code for a protein of 1097 amino acids. NCBI's taxonomy places the organism in Eukaryota, Metazoa, Chordata, Aves, Anseriformes, Anatidae.
GGGGAGGAGCGGGCGGGCGCAUGCGCAGGCGGGGAGUGCGCUGAAAUUCAAACGGCGAGCGGUUGGGACGGCCUGAGGCACCCUGAGGCGGCUGCGAUGGACCCCUUUACUGAGAAACUGCUUGAACGAACCCGGGCAAGGCGAGAGAACCUGCAGAAGAAAAUGGCUGAGCGGCCCAACAUGGGAGCGAGACCUACAGUACAGACCAAGAGGGUCAGAGAGCCCCUGCUAGAAACUGGUAACCAGGCAUCUUUUCCUGGUGAAGAAGCGAAACCUAUUACAAAACUGUCACCAACAAAGAGGCUCUGCUCAGGCAAUAUGGAGACUCAAGCUUCCAGUACAGAGAAUGUUCAGCCUGUUCCUUCAAAUUCCACAAGCCAUCGUUCUCCUGAGGUGACUUCAGAGUCACACGUAACUGCAUCUAACAGAGCUUCAUUGGUUCAGCCUCUUGAGAAAGGAAAAACAAACACCAAGUCAGAAACUUCUGCAGCCCUUUCAGUCAAAACACGUAUGCAGAAACUGGCAGAACAGCGACGCUGCUGGGAUAGCGAGGAUCCCUCUGAAUGCGCUCCUCUGUCCCCCCUCCAGUCAAAAGACCUGCCUGUUUCUCCACCGAAGCAGACAGCUAAUGCUCUGGGGAGCAAUACUCCUACUGGGAGACGGGGCCGUUUAGCUAACCUUGCUGCUACAAUUGGCUCCUGGGAAGAUGACCUAAGUCAUCCAUCUGCAAAGCAAAACAAUGCACAAGAACAGCCUGGCACUACUUGUUUAUCCAAAUUGUCCACUACAAGUGGAGCAUCUGCUAGAAUCAAUAGUAGCAGUGUAAAGCAGGAAGCUGCAUCCUGUUCUCAAAGGCUUGUUGAGGCUUCUAUUAAUAAACCAGCAAACUCAAAGAUAGCGGAUUCAAAUAAUUUUAUGACACAAUCCUCAAGCAUCACUGUUCCCACUUCUAAGGAAUCUGAAGUGCGACAGCCACUAAUAGAGAAGCCCUACAGCCCUCAGAAAACUGAAAAACUUACACAACCUGUAAAAUCAACUUUGUCUCAACCAGUUCAGACCAAAGAAGAGCCAGUCAAAGGAACACAUGUGCAACUCGAACAUAAGGAUAAACCCACAACACCAGGGGGAUCAGGAAUUAAGCCCUUCCUGGAACGCUUUGGAGAACGCUGUCAAGAGUAUAGUGCACGCAGUCCUGCUACGAAUACACCAGGGUACAGAACACCCACUGUCACUCCAAAUACACGGACAAUCCAGGAAAGGCUUCUCAAACAACAUGAAAAUUCCUCUACUGCCAGUUUAGCGCUUCAGCUUAAGCAGGAACGUGAACGAGAACUUGCAUGUAUUCGUGGCCGGUUUGACAGGGGCAAUCUGUGGGGCACAGAGAGAAGUGAAAGUUCUAAGAGAAAACUUCCAGAAGCUAAAAUGGAUAGCCCAUCUCAAGCUAGUCCAAAACGUCCUCCUUGUUCAGACGCCACCGCUUCUGGAUCAGCAGAUGACAGGCCACCAAGGUCUCCCAGUGUAGAAUCUUCAGAUGCUCCUAAAUGUGAAGAGACUAAUUCCAGUCCUCUGAAGAUUACUCAGCCGAAGAGCCCUGUGAAAGCGGUGUCUGUCUCUCAUCGUAAACAACUUGUUGAGAAACCAAAUGAUGAUGUACGUGAAGUUGAAAUGAGUGUGGAUGAUGAGAUGAAUAGCUCAAAAGUGAUAAGUGAAAUCUUUGAAAUUCUUCAAGAGGAUGGUCCAGACAUAGAAAAGCUGAAGAAAGAAAUGAGCAUGAGCCUAGAAGGUGAAAGUGAUGAGGAUGACCAGGAAAAGUCACUAAAUAUUUCAUCAAUGUCUCUGUUAACUCCUCUAGUGGAAUCUGUUGGUCAAGAGGCCUUUGUUUCUCCUUGUAAGUCAAUCAGUGGGGAUAGCAGUGUCAGUGAUGUAAGUCUGAAGUCUGCUAAGUUCCAAAGGACUGAAGUCCCCAGGGCAGAUUCAGGAGACAGUAUUAGCUCUACGUCAGAAGAUCGCAACCUCCUGUAUAGUGUUGAUGCGUAUAGAUCUCAAAGACUUAAAGAAGUAGAACGUCCUUCAAUAAAGCAAGUCAUUGUUCGCAAAGAAGAUGUUACUUCCAAACUGGAAACAAAAAAGAAUGGGCCAUCUGAUCAAAUCAAUAUCAAAAAGAAGAUGCAGGAGCUGAAUAAUGAGAUUAACAUGCAGCAGACAGUGAUUUAUCAAGCCAGCCAAGCACUUAAUUGCUGUUUUGAUGAAGAACAUGGAAAAGGGUCGCAAGAGGAAGCAGAAGCAGAGAGACUACUUCUCCUUGCAACUGAGAAGAGAACUGCUUUAUUGGAAGAAUUAAGUAAACUAAAGAGCGAGGGACCUCUUCUUAAAAGAAAUAAAGCUGCUUCCACAUCUUUGGAGUUUACUCCAUCCAGGGGAUCUGUUUCCAUUUCAGAGAUGCGUCUACCUCUAAAAGCAGACUUUAUUUGUGGUACAGUUCAAAAACCAGAAGUAGCAAGCUACUACUAUGUGAUAAUACUGAGAUCUGGAGCAGAAAAUAUAGUUGCAACUCCAUUAGCAAGUACUGCCAGCUCCCUGAAUGGAGAUGCUCUUACCUUUACUACAACAUUUAUUAUGCACAAUGUGUCAAAUGACUUUGAAAUAAAUCUAGAAGUUUACAGUUUGGUGCAGAGAAAAGAAGUUGCAAGCACUGAUAAAAGGAAAAAGGCAAAUAAAUCUAAGGUUAUCACUCCAAAGAGAUUAUUAACAUCUAUUACCUCUAAAAGCACCCUUCUUACUCCAGCCAUGGCCAGUCCAAGCUGCCCUAAUGCAGUCCGCACUACUAAUUUCAUCCUUGUCGGAUCCCACAAGCUAUCAUUGUCUUCUGUAGGAAAUGCCAAAUUUGCUUUGGAAAAGGUUCCUGUUUUGUCUCCAUUGGAAGGUCAUAUAUAUCUAAAGUUAAAAUGCCAAGUGGACUCUUCUGUGGAGGAAAAAGGAUUCUUGACUAUGUUUGAAGAUGUUAGUGGAUUUGGAGCAUGGCAUAGGCGCUGGUGUGUACUUUCUGGAAACUGUAUAUCUUACUGGACAUACCCAGAUGAUGAAAAACGAAAGCAUCCUUUGGGCAGGAUAAACUUGGCUAACUGCACUAAUCGUCAGAUUGAACCUGCCAACAGGGAGUUCUGUGCCCGUCCCAGCACUUUUGAACUGAUAACUGUCCGUCCACAGAGAGAAGAUGAUAGAGAGACCCUUGUCAGCCAGUGCAGAGACACGCUCUGUGUUACAAAGAAUUGGCUGUCUGCUGAUACUAAAGAAGAGCGUAACCUUUGGAUGCAAAAGCUCAACCAGGUUCUUGUUGAUCUUCGUAUGUGGCAACCUGAUGCUUGCUAUAAACCAAUUGGAAAGCUUUAGGCACUGGAAGGCAAAUAUGAAGAAAACACAUGCAAAAGGCCGCAAGAACUACACAAAAAAAAAGUUAAAUGAAAAUUUGUGGAAAGUUCUCUGGAUUACUUAAGCUUUAAAUUUGAGAGUACAUACCUUUAUACAGGACUUUUAUGCAGUAUUUUUAUCUCACUUUAAGAGCUCUAAAACUUUUUUCCUAGCUUUUGAUUAUGGUAGGAAGCAAUUAGCUGUUUCUAAAUAUGCUAAAUAUUUAUAUAACUCCUUUUUUUGGAAGUCUCUUUAGCUAAGUACAUUCUCUUAUUGAAAUAACUAAAUUAUUGGAGGAGAGUGAGGAGGGUGGGGAAGCUAGUGAAUACACAAGCUUACUAGUUAACUCAGCUGCCUGAAAGAAACAUUAGCUCAGAGUUAUAUUAGAAGGAUGGUGCUGAAGCAGGUAUAUUAAUGUUGGAGCAUUUCUUAUAAUGAUCAGGCAUAGAAUUUAUUAGUAAAUUUUAUUCUACAACAUGCAGCAUAAGUAUUUCUUGCUUGCACAAAGUCCUUUUCUUCUGGUCAGACCAAAAGAUGUGCACAAUAUUCAUACUUCUUUGUAUUAGAUUUUUAUGCUGUUUCUCAUACCAAACUGGUAUGGAUAAUUGCAUGUAUGCUAUAUGGUUUACAGGUAUGGAAUUACGUAUGCAGUACAUUGCACUUUGAUAGAAAUGAAAGGUCUUGAAUAUUUUUGUUAGGACUGCUAUAUAAAAAUUAGCUCCAGGUUUGUGUAUGUCAGUAUGUCUUGGAACUCAUGGUUUGUACAAGCUUGAAUUCUACUCAAUUUGAGAACCAGAAAUAGGUUAUAAAAUUGCUUUUUCAGUAAGACACUAUAAAGCUGCUAUCUACCAACUAAUACUCUUGCCAAAAGUAUGGAUCUUCACCACCACCAUAGACAUGUCCAUAAAUGCAGACAAAAAGAGUACUUCAGACCCAUCAUUAAAAUGGCAGAACUAGUCAGUAAAAACCUGCAGUUUUCA